UGAGGUAUAAGAGGCGGGCGAAAAAGCGUCUUUCCCCAAUCGAUCUGUCUCUCAAGCUCCACCCACUUGGGGAAGUAGCGAACACAUUAUCCUUCACACACCCACAUCCAUACACGAACAAAGCCAUCUACCCUCCAUCCCUUCUCUGCCAUGCUCGGGCACUUAAAGCGCCCUACGGCUCUUGCCGCUCUAGGAGCUCUUCUCCUCGUACUCGCCAACAGCGCCACCGCUGCGCCUCUUAUCGACAGACGGGCCGAGGUCGCUGUGGACUCCGUUGGAGGUGAAGACCUCGUAGCUCGUGUCACCAAAUUCCCCGUGCUUGGACACCCUGGACGAGUUCCCUACAAGACGCCAAUCAGAAGUGCGCCGCCCGGGGAAGGCGUCAACGACCCCAAUGACCCUCCUCGCCGCAAGCCACACCCACCCAAGCGAGAGGAGUUUGAGGCUCGUGCUCAUCCCUUCCCCAGCCACGAACACCCUGGACGAGUUCCUCACAAGACGCCAAUCGGAAGCGCCGAGCCCUAUCCGGGCGUCAACGACCCCAAGGACCCUCCUCGCCGCAAGCCGCACCCACCCAAGCGCGAAGAGGUCGAGGCUCGAGGCUACGGCCGCCUACCACCUGAGCAUCCAGACCCGAUCGAUCCUUACUACCAUCCGGCUCCGCCCACCAAGCCAAAGAAGCCUCAUCCGCCUCAGGAAAGGGAUGUCGAACUCGCUUCCCGCCGCUUCGGACCUGGACAUCUAGGAGGCCAGGACCCUGUGAAGUCUGGCCAUCCCACACCAUUCAUUCCUGUACCUAAGGUGGAUCCUGAACCUGGCUCUCACAAGAAGCCUCAUCCGCUCAGGCGAGAAGAGGUCGAAGCUCGUGGCCCCGUCCAUGGACCAAUCUCACCGCCAGUGGACGUGCCUGGUGACGAGCCCACGAAGCCGAAGCCUAAGCCUCCACAUGAGAGAGACGCUCAAGAUGACUUGCACCCUAUCAAGAGAGGACGAGAAGUCGGAAACGAGCCGCCCGAGAGGACUGGCCUGAUCAAUAAAGGAGGUGCCGGGUCAAGAAUUCCUCCCAAGAAGCACCACACACAUCCUCCAAGCGGACACUUGGUCAAGCGAGGACCAGAAGCCGGGUAUGAUCCUCUUGAAGGACACGGUGUUUCCUACCUCCCGCCUGCAUUGAUGCCGCCUGAACAUGAUCCACACCAUCAUCCUUCCCCACACAAGUCGCAUCCUCCCAGAGAUGACCUUUCUCGGCGAGGACGGGAAGCCGGAUAUGUUCCUCCUAAAAGCCACGGGAUUCCGGACCUCCCUGGAAAGGUGUUUCCCCCUAAACAUGGUUCACACAAUGUUCCUCCCCCGCACAAGUCUCAUCCUCCCAGCGAAGACCUUUCUAGGCGAGGGCGAGAGGCCGGAUACGUUCCUCCUAAAGGAACUAAUCUGCACCUUCCCCCCAAGGUGUUCCCUCCUAAGAACGAUGUCCCUCCCCCGCACAAGUCUCAUCCCCCGAACGAUGACCUUUCUAGGCGAGGACGAGAUCACGGAAGCGAUCCAGCAUUAGGCAACGGCCCAAUCCAUCUCAUUCCGCCCGGACGCCCUAGUCAACCGUCUCGCAGGGACCUGGACGGACGUGCCACCUGGGAAGAGUCUAAGAUCGCAAAGGGGUCAAGCCCGCUCCCCGGUGGUCAGUACAGCCAUGAUAGACCUGGCCCACCUCAUCUCAAGAGAGGACGAGAAGCCGGCCACAUCGGUCGCAAGCCAGGAGGCAUCAGCUCGCCCCAUCGACCUCCUGUAGCUGAUCCGCACGAUGAUCCACCGUCAAAGGACCAUCCUCCCGUAGAAGAACUCUCCAAGCGAGGGCGAGAGAAGGGACAUGUUGCUCCUCCAGAACAUAUUGUUUCCCCUCCCCUUGUACCUGAUCCACACGAGGAACCUCCCCCGCACAAAUCGCAUCCUCUAACCGAAGAACUCUCUAGGCGGGGCGGCCAUGCUGGUGGCAGAUCAGGAGGCUGGGCGCCGGUACCUGAUCCGAAGCCCCCGCACGCUGAUAUCUCCAAGCGAGGACGAGAAGCUGGAAUCGUUGCUCCUGCAAGUGCUAUAGUCCCGCAAGGCCCACCCAAGCAUGAACCAGACGUCCCUUCACCUGAAUGGACACACCAUCUGAAAGAUGGCGCCCCUGGGAACAACGGCCCCCCUGGGAACAACGGCAAGCGAGACACCGCUCAGGGAUCUGAGCUGAACGCCCGUCAGAGGUUCGACCUUCCUCCUGAGCCACAGCCCAAGCUGCCCCCCUUGCCCCCUAUCUACAGGGGUGGGGGGAAAGGCAAUGGGAAGAAGCUGCCCCCGCGAAGAAGUCUCAUCGACGACGACAACGACUUUGCUAGCGUGCUUGACCUGCCUCCUGAGCAGAGACCCAAAGAAGUCCCAAUCUACAGGGGCAGGGGAAAGCGACCACCCAAGCGAAGCGUCGACGACGAUGACUCUCCCAGCCACCGCGAUCAUAAGCCUCGAGAGCCACACCCGCGAGCAAACCUGCUCAAGAAUCGACAGGGCAACGACGACGACGACUCUCCCAGUCAUCGCGAUCACAAGCCCCGAGAGCCCCACCCCUGAUGAGGCGUCACGCCCCAGCAGCUUACUUAGAGUCAAAGGCUGUGAUCUCGACUCUCGUUCUGCAUGAGAGCUCAUCGAUGAUAAAGCUCGUGACCCCAACGUGCUGGCGUCUGCGCUUCUUGCGCCCUAAUCUCGUGCAAAGAUCAUAUUCAUGUGUCUUGCUGAUGUAUCAAGUUCCCGAUGUUGUGUAUCCCGCGGCCCAAAGAGCGCCUGAAAAUAUCAUUUUUCGAACCUUC
This is a messenger RNA of Microstroma glucosiphilum, 2840 nucleotides long. RefSeq lists its product as hypothetical. The record is from RefSeq and is a predicted model, not a curated record. The transcript has a single exon. Lineage: Eukaryota; Fungi; Basidiomycota; Exobasidiomycetes; Microstromatales; Microstromataceae. The coding region runs from base 151 to 2604 and encodes 817 amino acids.